Molecule: messenger RNA, 6715 nt
Organism: Phlebotomus papatasi
Lineage: Eukaryota; Metazoa; Arthropoda; Insecta; Diptera; Psychodidae
Gene: Trpm
Product: transient receptor potential cation channel trpm
Exons: 28
Coding region: 752-6301 (1849 amino acids)
Biological process (GO): protein tetramerization; monoatomic cation transmembrane transport
Cellular component (GO): membrane
Molecular function (GO): monoatomic cation channel activity
Source: RefSeq, a predicted model, not a curated record
UUUAGUUAUUAUCUUAGUCUUUUCGUGCCAUAUAUUGCAACGUGGUGUGAAGGUUUCUUUGUGUUUGCCUCACAACCUGUGUUUCUCAUGCUGAGGAUUGGCAAGUGACUAAAAGAACGGGGUGAAAAGUUCUUUUCCCUUUUGAAGGGGAAAAUUUCUGUGAAAAUUCAUGCAGAUUGUGCUAAGAUUACAUAUGAGUGGAUUACUGGUGGAAAAUGUGUAAUUCGACGUGAGACUCAUCAAUAUAUUUUUUUCUGCCACAUUCGCAAAAGUGAACUCAUACUUUUGUCUGGCUUUACUAAAAUAUUGAGAUUCCAAAUCAACGCGAUUGACGUUGGAGUUGUGUCCAAUUGCGCGAGAAAAGGGUGUCUUUUCGUCACAUGAACCCAUGCUCUUUGGCAGGUGGGAGAGAGUGACCCUUGAUAGAAAAGGGUGCCCUCACUGCCAUGUUGCGUGCGUGGGAGUUAGAAGAAAUUUUCUGAUUUCAUUGAAAUCCAAUAAGGACGGAAAAUACCGUCAUUUUGCCAUUUGCCGUAGUUAAAAGGCAGCAAAGGAGCAAGAAUCCUGAGAUAAAUUUAUGUAUGUGUGUGUCUCAAUGAAUCACAUUUGAAAAUGCUAAGUGUGUGCAAUUAGUGUGGAAUUCAGCAAUUUACCGUGUAUUCCAUCUACGAAGUUUGUGGUGCUGAAGAAUAUUUGGAACAUCUUUCCGAACGCACAAGUAGCACAAGAGAAGGAAAAGUUGAGCACGAAAAUGCUGAAGCAGAAGCGUAAUCCAAAUCCAAAACCGAUUCGAUGGGGCCUGAAAAAAAUCUGUUGGGGACUUAUUAAUAUAACCGUGCCUCGGCAUACACCACGGAGCUGGAUUGAAGCGAAUUUUCAGAAGCGCGAAUGCAUUAAGUUCAUCCCAAAUCCGAAGGAUGAGGAGCGAUGCUGCUGCGGCCAGGCACGUCUCACGCAUCCCGUUCUACAGGGUGUGGAUGCGGGAUCGCCAACUGAUGGUUGGGCACCGUUCAAGCACACCCGACCUCAUCCUACAGAUGCGUAUGGCACGAUAGAAUUCCAAGGAGGAGCUCAUCCUACUAAAGCACAAUAUGUGAGAUUGUCAUACGACACGAGACCAGAAUUGCUCGUUCAACUGUUCACGCGAGAAUGGAAUUUGGAGUUGCCCAAACUCCUCAUCACCGUUCAAGGUGGAAAGGCGAACUUUGAAUUGCAGCCAAAAUUGAAAAAGGAAAUCAGAAAGGGAUUGCUCAAAGCUGCCAGAACCACCGGAGCCUGGAUUUUUACGGGCGGCACAAAUACCGGUGUCACGAAACAGGUGGGUGAUGCUCUGCUCCUGGAGGGUCAACAACGAACAGGACGGGUUGUGAGCAUAGGAAUUGCACCCUGGGGUAUUGUUGAGCGUAAUCAUGAAUUGUUGGGCCACAAUCGAGAUGUACCAUGUCACAGUAUUAGUUCGCCCAGAUCGAAAUUGGCUGUUCUCAACAAUCGACACGCAUACUUCUUGCUCGUUGAUAAUGGUACACAAGGAAAAUAUGGUGCAGAAAUCAUCUUGAGGCGAAAACUCGAGAAGUACAUUUCCAACCUUAAGCUCCAUCCAUUCACUCAUUCCAGUACUCCUGUGGUGUGCCUUGUGAUUGAGGGUGGCACGAACACCAUCAGGGCUGUGUUGGAAUAUGUUACGGACACACCACCUGUGCCAGUUGUCGUCUGUGAUGGCUCAGGAAGGGCCGCAGAUCUAAUUGCCUUCGUGCACAAGUAUGCAGCUGACGGUGAGGAGCAAACUGUGCUGGAGUCAAUGAGGGAUUAUCUGCUCAAUACAAUACAGAAGACUUUUGAAGUGACAAUCGAUCAAGCUGAAUGCUUGUACCAGGAACUGCUACAAUGUACCCGCAAUAAGAAUUUAAUUACCGUAUUUCGCAUACAGGAUCGUCCUGAAAGUGAUAUUCAAGAGUUGGAUCAGACAAUUCUGACGGCCCUCUUCAAGUCACAACACCUCAGUCCACCGGAACAGUUGAGUUUGGCUUUGACCUGGAAUCGUGCCGAUAUUGCACGGACGGAAAUAUUUGUGUAUGGACAGGAAUGGCCUCCAGGUGCCCUCGAUGAGGCGAUGAUGCAAGCACUAGAACACGAUAGAAUCGAUUUUGUAAAGCUUCUACUGGAGAAUGGGGUGUCCAUGAGGAAAUUUCUCACUAUUCCGCGUCUCGAGGAGCUCUACAAUACCAAACAUGGACCAGCAAAUACACUUGGAUACAUCCUGAGGGACGUGCGGCCACACAUACCAAAGGGAUAUAUGUACACGCUACACGAUAUUGGAUUAGUGAUAAAUAAAUUAAUGGGUGGCGCUUACAGAUCCUACUACACGCGUCGUAAGUUUCGACCAAUUUAUGCCAAAGUCAUGAACAGCUACGUGAACACGCAUAGAAAGUCAUCAACAUUCCAGCGGCAUCCUGGUGCAAAUUCCAUGAGUCUGGUGACUGGUCUCCUGCCAUUUACAUCGGAGAUGGCUCUCUUUGAAUUUCCCUUCAACGAACUUUUGAUUUGGGCUGUCCUCACGAAGAGGCAACAGAUGGCAUUGCUUAUGUGGACCCAUGGGGAGGAGGCUCUGGCCAAAUCUCUUGUUGCGUGCAAAUUGUACAAAGCAAUGGCUCAUGAGGCGGCUGAAGAUGAUCUCGACACAGAGAUUUAUGAGGAAUUGAGAAGCUAUGCCAAAGAAUUUGAGACGAGAGGCUUGAAACUUCUGGACUUUUGCCAUAGGCAGGAUGGGGAGAGGACUCAGAGGUUGCUCACAUGUGAGUUGAAUUCAUGGUCAAGCCAAAGUUGCCUUUCUCUGGCCGUGGCUGCCAAUCACAGACCACUCUUGGCGCAUCCCUGCAGCCAAGUUAUUCUGGCAGAUUUAUGGAUGGGUGGUCUGAGGACCAGGAAAAACACCAAUCUCAAAGUCAUUCUAGGGCUUCUUUGUCCGCCAUUCAUCAAGAAGCUGGACUUCAAAUCCAAGGAAGAACUCCAGUCAAUGCCCCAGACUGAGGAAGAACAUCUGGAGAAUCAGAAUCUAGACUACGAGGAUCACGAGAAAGCACAUCAAAAUGACGCUGAGGCUCUUUUGUCUGAUACGUAUUCAAUGCGAGAUACCAAAGUUCAUGAAAAUGGCAAAGUUUCACUCACAGACUCCGAUGCAGGAAUUCACCAAAAGGACUACAUGCAACUUUCUUAUGAUUAUGACAUUAAGCAGCACCGUCCUCUCAAGUGGAAGAAAAAAAUUUACGAAUUCUACACAGCGCCAAUAACAAAAUUCUGGGCAGAUUCAUUGGCGUACGUGUUCUUCUUGGUGCUCUUCACGUACACUGUACUUGUGAAAAUGGAGAGAACACCUAAUUGGCAGGAGGUUUACUCAAUUGCUUACAUAACGACGCUUGGCUGUGAAAAGAUACGUGAAAUUAUAUCAUCUGAACCUGUAGCAAUAACGCACAAAUUUUCCGUCUGGGCAUGGAAUAUGUGGAAUCCAUGUGAUGCUGCUGCCAUAAUUUUCUUCAUGAUAGGACUCGUGCUCCGUUUCAGACCAAAUACCAUGGACAUUGGACGGGUGAUUUACUGUGUCGACAGCAUUUAUUGGUACCUUCGAAUUCUCAAUAUUCUUGGCGUCAACAAAUAUCUCGGACCUUUGGUUACGAUGAUGGGCAAAAUGGUGAAAAACAUGAUUUAUUUUGUGGUGCUUUUGCUGGUGGUUCUCAUGAGUUUUGGUGUGAGUCGCCAGGCUAUUCUGUUUCCCAACAAUGAGGCGGAUUGGCGCCUUGUGCGCGAUGUAUAUUUCCAGCCCUACUUCAUGCUGUACGGUGAGGUAUUUGCAGAUGACAUUGAUCCACCAUGUGGAGAGGAUCCGUCACAGGAUCCUUGUGUUACUGGUCACUGGGUAACUCCUAUUACCAUGUCCAUGUACCUGUUGAUUGCCAAUAUUUUGCUCAUUAAUCUCCUCAUCGCGGUUUUCAACAACAUCUUUAUUGAAGUCAAUGCAGUUUCACACCAGGUGUGGAUGUUCCAGAGAUUCACGGUUGUCAUGGAGUAUCAACUAAAGCCAGUCCUUCCGCCACCUCUAAUUGCCUUCUGUCACAUUUAUUCGCUUCUAAAAUACUUCGUCCGGAAAGCGAAAGGACUACAGGGGCCCCGUGACAACGGGCUGAAACUCUUUCUGGAGCGUGAGGACAUGGAACGCCUCUAUGACUUUGAGGAAGAGUGUGUUGAAGGAUACUUUCGUGAGCAGGAUGCUGUUCUGCUCCAGUCCACGGAGGAGAGAAUUAAGAGUACCACGGAUCGUGUGGAGAAUAUGAGCCAAAAGAUUGAAGAUAUCAAUCAGAAGGAAAAUCUCCAGACGGCCACGGUGCAGAGUAUUGAGUUUCGUUUGAGGAAGAUGGAGGAGUCUGCUGAUCAGAUUCUCUCUCAUUUGGCUGUUAUUCAUCGCUUCAUGUCGACUCACACGUCGCUCAAUAGCGAAAAUAUGCCCAUGGGACUCAUUAGGCAGGACUCGAGGACACGCAGUACGUCAGAGAAUGAAGCUGUUACGUCGCUGACUGUCAAUCCUCGCCGGAAAUUCAAUCGAUCACUGACAGAAGUACGUCCAGAUGCCUACAUCUUUGACGAUGGACUGCAUUUUGAGGUGAGACCAGUGCCUGAGGAGAGCGAAGUGGCGAGGUCCAGAGAGACUCUCACUGAAGCUACGCUAGCUCGAAAGGUUUCAACUCAAUCCGAUGAUUCGGAUAUUUUUGGGGAAGGCGGCGGAACUGUAGCCAGCAGAGCCAUCACCAUCGAAGUGCCCAAGAAGCCACCUACCCUCAAUGUGGUGCGCCAAGAGACCACAAGCACAGAGAGUCGAGACACACUGACACCAAUGGAGAUGAGUGACGCUCACACUUUAAUUGGCGAAAGACUCUCAGCUGAGGAUAUUGUGGAUAUGAACUAUGACGGCACCAAACCCAGAGCUGCAAGAAGACGAAAUUCUUCGAGUGGUCGUAGGAAUUCAGAAUCUUGUUCUAACUAUGAUAUCAAUAGAUCUCAGAACAGUCUUCAUUUGGGAAUGCCCAGGCGUCAGUUGAGUCUCACUCAGUCGGAACCGGAGUCCAACGAGCCACCUGGAACAGCAAAACCAAUCGUUAAACCUAGUCGGAAUCUCUUACUCCAAAUUCAUACUGAAUAUACAUCAAUUACGGAUGAAUUGGAGAGUGUUUGCCACAUGCUGGCAUCUCCCACCACAUCAAUUAAAGGCUUUGAGAGGCCAAAAAAUGUCAAUGAACUGUCCAAUCCGGAAUUUGCGGCUCUCAUUGAGAAGCAACAUCUCAAGGAAUGCGAAGAAAAUGAUUACUUGAUGCUAGAGCGAUUGCUUGUGGCGCGGGGAUCACUCGAGGAUACGGAUGAGUCUUUAGAGGGUGGUUCUCUGGAUUAUCCACAGCGCCGGAUGCUCCGACGGGAAACUGCUGUGGAAUUGCCAGUGACACCAUCGAAGAGUGUGAUGGGAAGUGUGACAGAAACUAAAGAAGGUGGUGAUAAAGACGAGGUGCAUGAGAGAUCCACUGUACCUCCUGUUCCGGCCAGAAGCGUUUCUGUUGAGCAACAGUAUACAUUGCAGGUGACUUACUCUCGGCAGCAAUCUCCUCAGGCUACUAUUCCCCGGACUGACUUUCUAAAUCCCAUUACGAGUUUUAUGGAGACACGAAUGUUCAAAAAGUCCAGCGAGAGUCUGCAAAAGAAUUCAAGCACUGACACGGAGUAUUCUCUGCAGCCAUAUCGAGUGAUCAAGCAGAGUUCCAAUGAGACCAACACAUCCCUCAACAGUUCUGUUAAUAUUGAUAAUUCCUCCUUGGCCAAUGAUUCCCUUGAAAUUGAUGCAAAUGCCACAGUCAUUGAGAAUGUUCAGGUGAUUGCGGAGGAAGUAAAGCCCUCACCAUCGCGUCGAGGACAAUUUCUUAUGGGAGCUGUAACGAGUGGUGCAGCUUUUCUGCGAAAGCAGUUCAGCAUCGAGAAGAGUCACAGAAUUGAUCCAGAUGCCCAUUCAUUUUCCACUCCAAUGGCCAUUUCAGAGGAUGUGGAGGAGACCAAAGAGAGUCCUAAAUUUCUCACGUGUGCCACACGAGGGGGAAAAACUGUGGUGACAACAAAAGAAAGUAGCUCUAGUACUGAAUCUCGUGAUGAAAGACAAAUUCCAUCUAUCACGACAAAUGUGGUACAAGAUGAAAUUGCAAGGCUGUCGUCGAAUAUCAAGAGUAGUACCGAUGACGAAAAGGAGGCACCCUUCAGUGAAACAAUGUGCUGAUUCUUUCCAACAAUAUGCCUCCGGAUUCAUAUUCCACGCGGACGGAGGAAUAACAAGAGAGAUUUAAGGCUCCAAGGCAAGAUUUUAUCUCAAGGUAAACGAUAAGAUUUUCAACAUGAUUUUGUUCAUCAUUUACAUGUUAAUUUCAAAAACAGCACUGAGGCUGACUUAAGUUAAAAAAAAAAGUUGUAAAAGUUGUGAUUCUUUUAUUCAUAAUAUUUCUAAUGAACUUUAGAAGUGCACUAUGAGUUAAGAUUUUAUAUUUAUUACAGCAAGCGAAGGAGAAAGUGAGAGACCUUUGAAAUGAGGCACUUUCAAAUUGGUUUUUUCUAAUAUUUUUAAAUGGAAUUGAGCCUUAUCAUGAAGUAUUUUAGCUUCACAAAUGAUUUAUGAAGUUAAAUUAUAUCAUGUUAA